Eubalaena glacialis (North Atlantic right whale) is the source of this 1290-nucleotide messenger RNA. Its product is annotated as sialic acid-binding Ig-like lectin 14. Gene Ontology annotation, cellular component: plasma membrane. Lineage: Eukaryota; Metazoa; Chordata; Mammalia; Artiodactyla; Balaenidae. The record is from RefSeq and is a predicted model, not a curated record. The transcript is spliced from 8 exons. Gene Ontology annotation, molecular function: sialic acid binding. Gene Ontology annotation, biological process: cell adhesion. The coding region runs from base 1 to 1290 and encodes 429 amino acids.
AUGCUGCCCAUGCUGCUGCUGCCCCUGCUGUGGGGGGGGUCCCUGCAGGACGACCAAGGGUUCCAGCUCCGAGUGCAGGAAUCAGUGACGGUGCAGGCGUGCCUGGGUGUCCACGUGCCCUUCUCCUUCUCCUACCCUCGGACUUCGUGGUACUUCUCUGGCGAACCCUUCAUCUAUUGGUUCCGGGAAGGGGACAACGUACACCACAGUGAUCCUGUGGCCACAGACAACCCAGGGAGACAAGUGAAGCCAGAGACCCAGGGCCGAUUCCGCCUCCUCCGGGACCCCAGGAAAAAGAACUGGUCCCUGAACAUCAGAGAUGCCAGGAUGAGCGACACAGGACUCUACUUCUUCAGAGUGGAGGGAGACGAUAUGAAAUACAGUUACAGAGAUAAGAAGCUGAAUUUGCAGGUGACAGCCCCAACAGAGAAACCUGACAUCCAUUUUCUGGAGGCUCUGAAGUCCGGCCGCCCCACAAACCUGACCUGCCACCUGUCACUAGUCUGUGAUGGGGGAAGAGUUUUCUCAUUCUCCUGGGCGGGGGAUGCCCUUGACGCCAUGGACCCAGAGACCCUCCACUCCUGGGUGCUGACCUUCACCCCGAGGCCCCAGGACCAUGGCACCAACCUCACCUGUCGUGUGGAACUCCAAGGAGAUCAAGUGACCAUGGAGAGAACCAUCCGGCUCAAUGUCUCCUAUGCUCCGUGGAACCUCAGCAUCAACCUCUGUUUCAGAAAUGUCACAGGCACUACCCUCAAGGCUCUGCAAAACAGGGCCUCGUCCCUUCUCAUCUCGGAGACCCAGGCUCUGCGGCUGCUCUGUGUUGCUGACAGCAACCCCCCUGCACGGCUGGGCUGGUUCCGGGCGUCCCCAGCCCUGAACGCCACCCGCAUCUCCAGCACCAAGAUCCUGGAGCUGCCAGGCUUAGGCGCUGCAGGAGGAGAAUUCACCUGCCGAGCUCAGAACCCUCUGGGCUCCCAGCAAGUUUCCGUCAGCCUUGCUGCGCAGGAUGACCCCUCUUGCUGCAGCUGUGUGACUGAGGCUCAGCAGGGCUCCUGGCCCCUGGUCCUCACCCUGAUCAGAGGGGCCCUCAUGGGGGCUGGCUUCCUCCUCACCUAUGGCCUCACCUGGAUCUACUACACCAGGUGUGGAGGCCACGAGGGAGCAGGGCUGAGCCUCCCUCCUUCUCAAGACGGGAUUCACGUGAGGAUGCGGAGCCCAGAAGACAGCCGUGGGGCCAUCGCGGUCAGCUUCUCCCUGGAAACGCUCGACUCAAACCCUCAUUUGUAA